Messenger RNA from Drosophila ficusphila, 5276 nucleotides. RefSeq names its product anoctamin-8 (gene wwk). Gene Ontology annotation, biological process: chloride transmembrane transport. The transcript has 18 exons. The record is from RefSeq and is a predicted model, not a curated record. Bases 201 to 4253 code for a protein of 1350 amino acids. NCBI's taxonomy places the organism in Eukaryota, Metazoa, Arthropoda, Insecta, Diptera, Drosophilidae. Gene Ontology annotation, molecular function: chloride channel activity. Gene Ontology annotation, cellular component: plasma membrane.
CUCUGACGGCAUUUCCCAGCGCGCAAACACUUUCUUUUCGACGGUACCGCAUGACACAUUUCCAAAUAGAAGAAAAAAAUGUGAAUGUGCUCGAAUUUGUAAACAAAAAACAUUGAAAGUGUCGAAUCGAAAUCAUAAAAAAAAAAAGCUCCAAAAACAAAUUAAAAAUAAAAUAAAUCAUAGACGAAUUUUGGCACAGCAUGAGCCAAAGUUUUCAAAGUUUAAUGCACGGCAGAGAUGGAGAAGGCGAUGGAGUUUCGUACUCGGAGCGUCAGUCGUCGGAGGAUGUGCCGGAUUCCACAACAACAACAACAAACACGGCGACAACAGCAGCCGGCGACAAUGGUGGCGGACCAAGGGACGGCGGCGAGGAUGAUUUCACCGAUGACAACAAUUUUGAAUCAAAUUUGCGACGUCGAAAAGGCAAAAUAAUAUCCUGUGCCAAGGAGACCAUCGAAAACGCUUCCCGCCAAUUACGCCGCAAAGUGCCCUACGCAGGUCAUCUUAUGACGCCGCGUCGCCUCUGGCUCAAUAAAAUUCCCACACAAUGUGACGUGGUAAUUGAAUUUCCCGAGGAUGCACCAGACGAGGCGCUCCGCUGGCUCCUGGCCCGCAUCCGCUCCCAACCGCCGGCGGGUCUCGGUCUCCUGGUUCAGGUCAAGGCGCACGAGAGCACGCGGCGGAAUGCCUUCUAUGUCAGUGCUCCGGUUAAUGUCCUGUUUAAAGCCGCCGAAGAAGCCCGCCUGCCCAAGCGUCUGCGACCGGAUUUGGGCGGAGCUCUGCGAGAGUUUACCACCCGCGAAAGUCAUUGUUUCCAGCAGCUGCGAGGUGAUGUUGCCAGCACGGCACUGUUUACCUCCCAGGAGCGGCAGUGGCUGGUCCUCCAGGUGUUACAGGGUCUGCGAGCAGGAUGCAGCGACAUCGACGCCCUUCAUGGACGAGCUGCCGUUGCCGAGGGCCAGAGCAUCGUGGCCGCUUGGCAGGAAUCCGGUCUGAUCACCCAGGUCUUCCCACUGCACGAGCCAAGUUCGUUGACCCAGCUCCAAACGCAUUGGGUUAAGCAGAUAUUCGCACCACAACCAUUGGAUGACAUUGCUGCCUAUUUUGGCGUAAAGGUUGCCUUGUACUUCGCGUGGUUGGGUCAUUACACCUGCGCUUUGGGCGUUCCUGCCGUGUUUGGCACCAUUCUCUAUUGCAUUCUGUGGGGCAAAGGGCAAACGGCCCAGGACAUGGGACACGUGCUCUUCUCCCUGUUCAACGUGGCCUGGGCUUCACUGUAUCUGGAAGCCUGGAAGCGCUAUUCCGUGGAGUUAGCCUUUCGCUGGGGCACUUUAUCAACGCCGCCGGAGCUGUUGGAACCACCGAGGCCACUGUACAAGGGUCCCCUGGAGGAGAACAAUGUGACGGGUCGCUUGGAACCGAAAGAGGCGCCAGCUUGGCAGAGACGAGCAUUUCGCUAUUUGGUCAGCUUUCCUAUUAUCGGAUGUUGCCUGUGUGUCGUCUUUGCCGUGAUGUUUCUCAUGCUGCGCUUUCAGGAUUGGUGGGACUCCAAGUUGCCGGAGGAAAGUGUCUUGUGCUGUUUGAGUGUCAUUCCAAAAGUCCUGUUGGCAGGAGCCAUUACCCUAAUGGACGAGGCCUACUUUAAGUUGGCCGUUUGGCUUAAUGAUCGCGAAAACUAUCGCCUGCAGUCGAAAUAUGAGAACCAUUUGAUAGCCAAAGUUGCGCUUUUCCAGUUUGUCAACUCUUUUCUAUCGCUCUUCUAUAUUGCCUUUUAUUUGCGGGAUGAGGAGAAGCUCAAAGAGCAACUGGCUGGUCUGCUCAUCUCCCGCCAAAUAAUUGGAAACCUUAGGGAGUCUGCGCUUCCCUAUUUCGUUGAGCAAUGGAAACUGGCCAAGCUGAGCUUCAAUAUGUGGGGUGCUCUUAGCCCAACCCAGAAUGUGACUCGCAGUCUGGCCGAGGAAUUGGCCACCGCCGAAGCGGAACUUAAAGCCGAAACCACUGGCACGCCCACCAAAACCCAACAGGCCGAAUCGACAAGUAAGAGGAAUAUUGGUCAGGCUGAAAUUGAGAGCUCCUUGUACAAGUAUGAUGGCACUUUUUCGGACCAUUUGGAGAUGCUCGUUCAAAUGGGCUAUGUAGUGCUCUUCUCGGCCGCCUUUCCACUGGCCGGAGUUUGUGCCCUGAUCAAUAACCUGAUGGAGAUUCGCUCGGAUGCCUUCAAGCUGGCCCAUGUGCAUCAGCGACCUUUUGGUCAGCGUGUCGCAAACAUUGGCACCUGGCAAAAUGCCCUCAGCAUUCUGUCGCUCGCCGCCGUCAUCGUGAACUGCGCUCUGAUUGGACUCUCUGGACAGGUGUCGCGGCUUUGGCCCGGAUUGACCACCGCACAGACAAUCAUUCUGAUUGUCACCCUCGAGCACAUAAUGCUGGGUCUGCGGCAGGCACUCACCUGGCUCCUACCGGAAUUGCCUUCCUGGUUGGCGGCGGAAAUCGCUCGCGCCGAACAUUGCCGUCGGGAAAUGCAGUGCAAGGGCACCUCACCACGUCCCACACCACCGACCCCGCAGUCAACCACAUCCACACAGCCGGAACAGGAUUGUCCCGGCGGACUGCAAAUGGAGAGCGGAGCGAGCACCACCCGAGAUCAGUCCAUGGAGAGCCAGGUGGCCGAGGAUUUGCUGCUUUAUGGUCAGGAGUUUGCUGGCUAUGGACGCAACAUAGAGGCGGAUGUUAAUAUUUGUGAGAACCGUGAUUCGUCACCAGAUUCACCACCAUCACAGACCAGUACCAUUCUAAUUAGACCGCUGCAUGAGUCAACGCCACCUCAUGGUGGCGCCUCCCUAGCCAGUUUGCAUCAGGACGGUAAUGGCGGAGCUAAUGUUAGAAAAUCAAAAAUGUUUAUACCGGAAAUUCCACCGUAUCUUGGAUAUUCAGUGCGAAAUUUAGCCAGUUUAACUGGCAACAAUCCGAGAAUGCAACAACAUCAGAAGCUCCACAGCGGUGCUUCCGCCAGCACGCUCGCGCUGAACUCGUCUUCAUAUGCAGCUCGCAUGCAAUCGAUGCAUAUUCAAGAAAUACCACCAUUCCGUAAGAAAUCGACAGAUUCAGCCGAUCAAACGGGCAGCAGUGCCAGCAGCAGUCCCCAAAGGACAACAAUGAGACAAUUGUCGGCGCAACGGGAACCGCAUCAGACGAUCCCAGAGAUACCACCGUACAAGACGCGCAAGAUAUCCGCGGAGAGUGCCAUGCAUCUGAAUAUGAGCGACAAGCUACACAUAAAACUACAUGCACCAGAAUGGAUGUCACGUUUGAAAGUCAACGACAAUGCAAAUCUGCAUAGAAGCAUAGAUUGUAUUUCCAAGGAACUCGGAAACACGGCAGACACGGCGGAUAUUCUAAAGCCAGCUCCUUCCUGGUGCAAUGUGGCCAUGAGAUCAGGAGCACCGGGCAGCAAUUUGGCCACCCCACCAGCCUCGCAGCACCAGCAGCAGAUAGUAGCCUCAUCGUCCUCAUCCUCCGGCGGCGGUGGCAGUGUCUUCAGUCCCAGUGGCGCAGGACCCACUGGAGCAGCCGGUGGGAUCACCAAUUCCCAGUCAAGACCCAGUGUCGGUGCACUUUCGAACUCCUCGUCCAGUUCGUCCCACAAACAGCAGUUGAAGCAGCAGGCCAAGGAGGAAAAGGAGCGGGAAAAGGAGAAGGAGAAGGAAAGGGAGAAGGAGCGACUGAAGGAAAAGGAAAGGGAGAAGGAAAGGGAAAAGGAAAGGGAAAAGGAAAGGGAGAAAGAAUCCAAGGAUAAGGAUAAGGAUGCUCAGGGAGCAGCAGCAUCCACAUCUACAGCAACUGAUGACGAAGCUAAGGCUGCUGAAUUGGCCGCCAAAAAAUCUCGUCUCAAGCAAAAGCUGGUCAAAAGUGCGAGAUCCGUGGCCAUAUUCUCGCUUAAACUAAAAGAAAGAAGACAACGUGAAGCGGAGAAGGCAGCCACCAUUGCAGUGGAGCAUGCCAAGGCUCUGGCCAAGCUGCCGAUGCCGCAGCCCGUGGGAGGCGAACUGUCCCUUAUACCCAUCGAACACCUAAUCCAAAUCGAGGAUAUCAUACCCGCGAUGAAGUCUGCUGCUGCGGCAUCCAAUAUGUCGGCACCUGCAACAUCAUCGAGUCAAGCUGGCUCCUCAUCGACGUAUCAUCAUCAACAGCAGCAACAGCAGCAGCAGCAGCAGCAGUUACCAUCCACCUUCGCAGGCACAUCCGCAUGCGGAUAAUUAGGCUUCUUGAGCAUUAAGAUUGAUUAACCACCCUAUCGCACACUUUGUAAAUAGUUUUCUAUGCACCCGCCCCCAUCUAGCCGAGAUUUUAUCGAAGUUACUGAUGAUAUAUGAGCAUAUUUGCUGAAUGUGUGUCUUGUCCAGAGUUGGAAGCAACUAAUUAACUAUACAUUGUGGUGUACCGUAUAGCGAAGUUAAGUUAAUCAAUUUACUAAUACGAAUAUGUUUUUCGAAAAUCAUUUCAUAUUUAAAAUUUAUCAAGAUUUUUUUAUCAUCGGAGUUCAAUUGAAUACGUAUUUAAGCUGAAUAAUGUUUAUGGGGAUUAUCAGAUUCCCUGGUACUGUGCAAUAGUAAAGCCAAUAGUAGUCAGCAAACAAAACAAUAAUUUUAAAAAGAGAGAAGCUGUAAAACGAAUUUUUGUUUAGCGUUUUAGCUGUUAAUGUGUUUUUGGUAGUCAUUGUUGAUUAGCAUUUAGCCGUAAAAAAAUAUUUGUUACAUGAAAAAUGUUGAAAAAGUUGCAUUUGCAUUUAUGUUGCCAGUGAACGAAUAUUGAAUAGUUACGAAUAUUAAAUAACGAACACAAUCAAACACUCUCACACCGAAAUCAAAACCGAACACACACCACGACACGCAUAACUGUGAGAUAAUAUCGUCCAUUGUUCCUUCCAUAUACAAGGAUAACGCCUUCGCACUCGCUUUUAGCUAUGGUACAACAGAUCGGAUGAUAAACUAUUACUAACUGCAGCUUGCUAUUAACGAAGAAACAUAUGUAUUUAUUACUUGCUGCUAAGUGUUUUCCUCGAUUUACUAUUGUAUUGUUCUAGCUUGAUCAAAACAAAACGAAUGAACUUCACACUUUAUCGACAGCCUAGUCAGAAGAUCUACACUUUAACAUAGAUGCACCCGAACACAAAGGAUAUUUGUAAAUAUAUUCUAGGAACUAAGUGUAAUUUAAACGCGGUAUACACGCUAUACGGAUGUAUAAUUAUAUGUGCUCUUGUGUUGGAAAAAAAUUUAAAG